This is a messenger RNA of Paramuricea clavata, 1207 nucleotides long. Lineage: Eukaryota; Metazoa; Cnidaria; Anthozoa; Malacalcyonacea; Plexauridae. The record is from the annotation of a GenBank genome assembly.
AUGGAGAACGCCCUCGGAGAUCUCAGAGACGAUAUAUGUAUUCCUUAUUUGGAUGACAUUAUUGUGUUUUCAAAUUCCUUUGCAGACCACAUUGAGCAUUUACGUAAAGUACUUCGAAGAUUGCGAAGCCAUGGAGUAAAAUUAAAGCCAUCAAAGUGCACUCUGUUCAAACGUGAGGUGUCCUUUUUAGGCAGAAUCGUCUCACAGAAUGGCUAUCGUAUGGACCCCAAAGCCACCAGUGCGGUGGAAGCCUGGAAGAACACUAAACCAGAACGGUUGGGGACAUCAGAAAAUUAAUGGGAUUCCUUGGUGUUUAUCGUAGACAUAUCAAAAACUUUGCUCAAAAAGCAAAACCAAUGUAUGAGCUCUUGAAAGGACAAUCUAGUUCAACCGGUCACGAGAAAGAAAAGGGAAAUCAGCACUAUCAGGAAAACGAAGCCAACUGUCAUCGCGUACAUCGGUGGAGUGGACUUUGAGGGGAGGUUACAUCCCCUCCUAUUCUAGCGUACCCGAAUUAUGCGUUUCCUUUCGUUGUUCACACCGACGCGUCACAGGAAGGCCUGGGGGCAGUCUUAUAUCAAGAGCAAAAUGGAAUCCUACGAGUUAUCGCAUAUGCAUCAAGAGCAUUAAGCCCUUCCGAGAAAAAUUACCAUUUGCACUCAGGGAAGCUGGAAUUUUUAGCCUUGAAAUGGGCGGUAACAGAACACUUCCGAGACUACCUAUAUUAUCCAAAGUUCCUGGUCUACACUGACAAUAAUCCCUUGACCUAUGUCCUUACCACCGCGAAAUUGAACAGUACGGGACUACGAUGGGUUGGCGAAUUAGCUGAAUUCAAUUUUGACAUUCGAUAUAGCCCUGGUCGGAUAAACACGGAUGCGGACUGUCUCUCGAGACCACCCUUAGAGAUACGCGAAUAUAUGACAAGCUGUAGCGAAGAGAUCUCUCUAGAAACCAUCCAAGCGACUAUUUCCUCUGUUCAAGCCCACGCAGCCGGUGAUGUAGUUUGGUUGACAGCUGUAACGGACGAGACUAAAGAAAUGGAAGCUGAUGAGCUGUUCGAGAGUACAACGUCAAGCAGGCUGAAAGUAAUCGACAUCCUCAAAGGCCAGCAGGAAGAUCCAACGAUCAAACGUGUUCUACAGUUUUGUAAGCUGUGUCAAAAGCCGAAAGUAACUGAUCUAACGAAAGUAACGCCGAGAACCGCCAA